AAUGCACUGGGGACGCUGUUAUUAAAGUCUGGACAUCAAACAGCGCUCCUACUAGCCUGGAGCUGGACUGUUUGCCCAUGGAGCCGAGGACAGAGACUGUUUGAUGCUGUGCUCCACUUGUAGCCUGUUGGGAUUAAAUGUGUUAGACCAGGCGUGACACCUCAGUAUUCAGCUUGCGUAGCAGAAUUUGUUGUUAAACUUGAUAGAGAAACGAAAUGUGACAUUCUCGGUGGUGGAGCGACUUACGAACCUCAUGACAUCGGACUUGGGCUGACAUUUUGAUGUGUUGUGUUACACAGACAGAAUUUGGCCUCAACCCUUUGAACAAUGUGGAAAGAGUUCCGGCCGGUCACCGUGAAGGAGAUGAUCCAUGUGGUGUUGUCGGAACAUCUCACAGGGAAGGUCUACAACUCCGAAGAAACCACAGAGCUCACAAAAACUAUCUCAGAUGAAAUAAAGACAAAAUUAAAAGACCUGGGCUAUGACAGAUACAAGUUCAUCGUCCAGGUUGUUAUUGGCGAGCAGAGGGGAGAAGGAGUGAAGAUGGCGUGUCGAUGUUUCUGGGAUUCAGAUACAGACAACUAUGCUCAGGAUAUUUUCAUGAAUGAUUCCAUAUUCUGUGUGGCAGCUGCCUUCGGUGUGUUCUACUAUUGAAAUCAACAACGCCUUCACCGUGUCAUUCUGUUAUUGACAAUUGUACAUUGCUCUACAUUGACUGAAAUGCACCACAUCGUUCAAGGAGUCUGGGAAUUGCAGCAGCAUUAUGCAUCAGAAUUGAUAAAUAGGAUUGCCUGAUGCCCGUGGACACUAUAUUACAUGACAGGGCAGACUUGUUAACAUUUAUUACCUGUUAAGAAAUAUAACAGCAGAUGUUCGUUGGAAGAUGUAGUGUUAGAAAUAAUGCUUGACAAGCAUGUCCUGUGUCAAGGUUCUGUUUCAAAGAACAGAAAGGUUUAAGCACUUGGGCUCUUUGCAAACAAUUCUAUUAAGCCUAAACCCUCAAGAAACCUGUGUGCCUCCUCUUAUGCAGUGAAAUUGUCCAGAAACCUUGUUUAGUGGAUCAGCGUUAGAAAUUGAGGGUGCCCUGGGUUCCUUGAGGUUUGUGUUGAGGUAUUUGUUUGUUGGGACCACAUUGAGCUUUUACUUUUGACAUAAGUUAUACAACAAGGACCCUUUCACUGUCAUGCUUAUUUUUGAACUUGUUUCUUGUACAAAUGCUCCUCGCUCUUAUCAAUAUGUUUAAAGCCUUCAGCUCUUACAAAAUAAAAGUGUGAGAUGUGUAAGAUACUGAGCUUAUCCCUCUGCUCGUUACAGUUAGUACCUGAUGUAGCAAGACAAACUUGCCGGUUGAUGCAAAUGCUGUGAAACAAAAUAUAACUUCUUUUCAUGUUCACAAGUGUUGUUUUUUGAAGAUGUUGGAAACAAAUUAUUUGUUGUUUUUAUCCACCAAAAUCAAUCAGUGAUGUUGCAAUACACACAAACAAAACAAUGACACAUUGUAGAGUUGGUUCCAGUGUACAGUUGGUUCACAGUCCAUGAAUAAUCUCAGUGAUGUGAUGUUUGACAUUCCAGCCUUUUGAACCCAGCUUCAUCACCGGUAUCAUUUUAUAUUUUUGUAAAGAUUUCAUCCCAGAAGGGGGCAUUGGCAGCCCACUCAUCCAAGACACCACAAAAUUGCUAUGCAAAGUUCCGUCCUUUCGGUGUGCCAUGUUCCUAUGGUCACGGGUUCAAAUCCCAGAUUCUCCCUGAUUAUGAUCAUUGGUUUGUCAGCACCAAACCCAUGCGUGUGGGUUUUUACCAAAAUGGUAUAUGUCUGAACCUACACCACUUCAGGCUUUCCAGGCACAUUAAGUGAUGUGUGGCGAUGAUACAAAGUGAAAUAUAAGACAACUUGGUCAGUCAUUCCCUGGUGUGUUGUCUCUAUGUAAUUCUCCUUGUCUGGUUCCACAGAUUCUAUAUCAAUAGCAUCUUAUUCAGGGGUCCCUUCCACAAAGUGAUAGUAGCGGUGAUUGUAACUACAAUACUUGCACAUAAAAGGCGACUAUGCUUGUCGUACGAGGCGACUAACGGGAUUGGGUGGUCAGGCUUGCUGACUUGGUUGAUGCAUGUCAUCGAUCCCAAUUGCGUGGAUCGAUACUAAUGAUAUCAAUCACUGGAUUGUCUGGUCCAGACUCGAUUAGUUACAGACCGCCGUCAUAUAGCUGGAAUAUUGCUGAGUGUGGCGUUAAGCAACAAACAAACAAACAAACAAACUUGCACACAGACUUACGACUAUCAUAGCCUUGAAAUUGCUUUGUCAACAAUGCCAUGACUUGUUUUCCUGAGGAUUAUAAAAGUCAUGACAAGGAUAACUUUUAGAUGACAUAUGUGCUUAUUAAUAUUAUUUUUUAAGAUUUGAACAUAUUUUCUGUUUAUAUUUGAACAUUUAUGACACUGGUAAUUGAUAUAGAAACAAAUCGCCGCAUUGACAUAUUGUAAAGGGCAGAGAAAUUGUUUGUGUUUGAACAUGUUCAGCAAAUGAUUGUAAGUCUACUUACAUUGGACAAAACUUAUUACUGUUAAUUGUAUUUUCUUCUUGGAGCUCAAAUCCUUUUGAAUAUUUUAAGCUCAAAGUUAAAAGAUCUACAAUUCUUUAAUUGUUAAAACUUUCUGCAUGUUUCUUUAUACAAAUUGUCUGUGUCUAUGUCCAGGAUCUGGACGAGGAUACGGAUGUGUGUUGUACCAGUGGUUAACACCAAUCACGUCAAACCCCGUUUCUCUCCCAAACCAAUCUCAUUAAAAUAAGAUCUGGCUGCCGCUAAACAAAGAUCUGAGGACAUCCCAUUACGGGUCACGUCAGAACGACCUUUCGCGAACUUUGAUCGACCACUGAAAUGACAUACAAGAAGUCGACAUCAACCAAUUAGAAAGCAGCUUUCUCGAGCUUUACGGCACUUGUUUCAACCUGGCGACUUCCAUUUCAGGCUACACUUGAAAAAUAUGUUGACACAGUUCUCGAUUAAAAUUUUGAAAACUGAACAAACGGACAUUCCCGAAUGUCUAAUAUAUGGUUGAGAUUGUAUAGCAGUUCUUCCCACAUACUGUGCAACGUCUCCUCCGUUCAAAUGUUUAUCCCACGGAAGUGAGAGAUAGACAAAAUUAUUGACGUAAUCAGUCGUAUGGGCCAUAACUGUCGUUUGGAAUACCCCGUGUUAACGUUUUUGAGGUUGCGUGAUUAGAAAACACAUUCCGACUGUCACUUUCAGGAUCUGGUAAGCGACGCUUUGAUUGGUCGGAUGAAAGGUAGUUCUGACAUGACCCGUAAUGGGAUGUCCUUAGAUCUUUGUUUAGUGAUAGCGAGAACUGAGAUCUGAUUUUAAUGAGAUUAAUUCCAAACCUGAAUACAGUGUGUGAAGCUCAUCCCUGGUGUCUCCCAUCUUGGUAUUUCUUAGAAUAUUGCUGAAAGUAGAAUAAAACCUGACUGACUGACUCACUCACUCUCCUUAUGAUACACUCUGAAAUCAUGCUGUCUGCCCGUUCUGAACAGAGUGAGUGUGAGUGAGUGAGUAUGGUUUUACUCCGCUUUUAGCAAUAUUCCAGCAAUAUCACUGGGACACCAGAAAUAGGCCUCACACAUUGUACCCAUGUCGGGAAUCGAACCCGUGUCUUUGGCAUGACGAGCGAACGCUUUAACCACUAGGCUACCCGACCGCCCCGUUCUGGACAGAGGCCAAGGCGGACUAGUGCCCCAGAGCCAUAUGUUUCUUUUGGGGCUGAUUCAAAUGGACAUGGUCGCAAUGAGUAUGAAUAAAACAUAUUGGUGACAAUAGAGAUCAUCAACUCUGGUGCUCAUUAACUGCUAAUACACCAAGAACUGAUGCUAUCUGCCUGUUCAUGUGCUGAGGCCAGGGCAAGACAGGUCUCCAGUUAACUGAAAUGGCGACAAUGGCUUAGUAUGAAUGAUACACAUGGAUGACUUCAAGGAGUAUCUAUGGUUGUGAUCUGGUUGACUGAAGGCAACCCGUUUCAACCACUGCAUCACCAGUAUUGCACUCAUUACAUGACAUUCCUAUUAAGGGUAUUAGUGUAUGGCAACAGUACAAAAUGCCACUGUAUGAGUGUGUUCCUGUAGUUGAUGAUGAGGAUCUGUCUGAGGCUGACCCAUACCUGGGCUGUCGGGUAGCCUAGUGGUUAAAGUGUUUGCUUGUCAUACCGAAGACCCGGGUACAAUGUGUGAAGCCCAUUUCUGGUGUCCCCCGCUGUGAUAUUGCUAAAAGCGGCAUAAAACCAAAGUCACUCACUCACUCACUGACCCAUCCCUAUUGAGACAAAUACUUGCUUUUGUCACAAUAUCAUACAUGUUCUACUGGGACCAGGUACCAAUGUUAACCAAAACCCGGCUGCUUUAAAAGCAGGAAUGAUGCGGAUAGAUUGACAAGAAAUGAUGUAUUUCUUUGUGUGGAGAACCAUGAUUUAGGAGGGACGAAGUACAGGCAUCUGUGAUUAAGAAAAUGUUUUGUUUGAAACUAAAUGUAUAUAAGAUGACAAUAUUUAUAGUUCUCAAUUAAAACCAUAUGUUUAAA
Messenger RNA from Haliotis rufescens (red abalone), 4562 nucleotides. Its product is annotated as dynein light chain Tctex-type protein 2B-like. Bases 328 to 654 code for a protein of 108 amino acids. Gene Ontology annotation, molecular function: dynein intermediate chain binding. NCBI's taxonomy places the organism in Eukaryota, Metazoa, Mollusca, Gastropoda, Lepetellida, Haliotidae. Gene Ontology annotation, cellular component: cytoplasmic dynein complex; cytoplasm. The transcript is spliced from 5 exons. Gene Ontology annotation, biological process: microtubule-based movement. The record is from RefSeq and is a predicted model, not a curated record.